AUUUCAGUCUCUUUCUUUUAUUCUUCGCCCCCUCAUCUCCUUCCCACUCUAAAUGACACAGUCCCCGUGCUCCUGCACCUCCGGCCAUAUUCUCCUAAGAAUGAUUAUUCCGAACUUUCUCUGGGUUUUUCUCCCUGCCGGGCAUGUUUCCAGGGCCAUAACUUUUCUGGCGUGUCAUCAUUUCUGGAGUUAACGCGGCAGAGUCAUCCGAGGCGAGCGAGCUAUCUCAUAUCUGGAUUCUUGAACAGUUAAACAGCCCAGGAAAUGCGUUUUCUCUAACCCGGAGGUACCGCUGCUCAGCGGGGAUGAGCUUACAGAGAGCUGCAAAAACAGAUGACGACGUUAUGGAAAUGUAAAAUGUCAGCCCAGGGAUCUUAACGCACGGCCUGAUCUGAUUCAGCUCCUUCUCUUCAAAAUGAUGUUUUCUCCUCUCUCCCUGUCGCAGGUUUCCAGUGCCAGAGGAUGCCAGCAGCCCCAGAGUAUCACCGAGCCACCACCAUGCUUAACUGUGGGCAUUCGUCUUCCUCCAGACAUACUGCUGAUCCAUCGUGUUGAAAAGGAUGAGUUCCAUCCGUUCAUUGAGGCUCUGCUGCCUCAGGUCCGUGCCUUCGCCUACACAUGGUUCAACCUCCAGGCCAGGAAAAGGAAGUACUUCAAAAACAUGAAAAGGAUGACUAAAGAAGAAGAGCGAGCUGUCAAAGACGAACUUCUUGGGGAAAAGGCAGAGGUGAAACAGAAGUGGGCCAGCCGUCUUUUGGCCAAGCUAAGAAAGGACAUUAGACCUGAAUGCAGAGAAGAUUUUGUCCUGUCAAUCACUGGGAAGAAAGCUGCAUGCUGUGUCCUGUCAAACCCUGACCAGAAAGGCAAAAUGAGACGCAUAGACUGUCUCCGACAAGCUGACAAGGUGUGGAGGUUGGACCUGGUGAUGGUCAUCCUAUUUAAAGGAAUCCCAUUGGAAAGCACAGAUGGAGAGCGGCUGGUGAAGGGAGGCCAAUGCUCCAAUCCAGUCCUCUGUGUCCAGCCUCGACACAUCUCUGUCUCUGUCAAAGAGCUCGACCUCUACCUCGCUUACUUUGUACAAGAGAGAGGUUCUCUCAGGUAAACCGAAAGGAAGAAAAGCAGCAGGCGCUCUAUGGAUAGUAACCAUGGCAACAGCUUCAGUGCGCUGUAGCCUAUUUCACUUCAGUUAAAAUGAUAGGCUACAUAACUUUACCUGAUAGGCCUUCAUCUAGUUUUGCAGGGAUGCUCUGACAUGUGAAUUCCCUCCUGUUGAUGUCCUAUUUAGUUAAACAGUAAUAGAUUAUGGAAACUCACAAACAGCGAGGAUCGGUCUCUCUUCCAAUGAUUUGUGCUCCGCAUCUUGUACAAAAAGUUCAAGACAAUUCAACUUCCGCAGCUGGUGGGCAUGUGCAGCCGUGACAGUUUCAUGGAAAUGCUCCCGCUUGUUGCUACACCUUGUGCUCGACCACUUCACCUCACUCUAACUUGACUGUUUCUGCUGCUCCCUGAUAAAAGAAAAAUGUUUCUGCUGAUACCUGUUCAGAAAAAAAAACAAGAAAACAGAUUUAUAUCUUUUAACCUGUUGCUCAGAAGGAGCCUGUUAUUCUGUUCUGAUCGUGGCUCUCGACUCUUAACUUGUUUUAACAAGCUAGAUAAAAGGUAAUGCCCUGGCAGUGGCGAACAGCUUUGGUUUAAUAUUUGAUUUGAUUGAUUUGAUCACAGUAAUGUUUAAGUUGAGAUUUGCAUAUUUUAUUGCUACUGUAUAAAGGGAAUACCGCUGGUUAAAAGCACUUUAUUUGUUUAAAGUAUUUGCAAACCACGUUAUUGCACUUUUGUGUAUAUAGCAGUACAUUUACACUACACUACUUUAGAAUUCAUUAUUCAAUUUUGCACAUAACAAUGCGAUUAAUUGCGAUAAAAAAAAUUUGCGUUGCCCAGCACUAUAUCAUUCACACAGAUAUUUGGUAGACUGUGCGUAUGUGUCAGUCUGUGUCAAAAGUGUGAGUAUUGAUGUGGGUUCCCACGUUAUUUUUAGCUUCUCUGCAUCUCUCAGACCAGGGAAACAGUGAUGGAAGACCUAGAUCUGAUUUUCUAACCAGGUUAACUAUAAGGAGGCUUACACAUCUGACUUUCAAGAAGAGAAGCUAUUAGUCUUUGUGUUGUUUGACUUCAUGUGAAAAAACAGUGUAAACACAAUUUAAAUGCACUAUGAAUAUGCACUCAUUGGCCACUUUAUUAGGUACACCUUGAUAGUACAGGGUUGGACCCCCUUUUGCCUUCAGACCUGCCUUAAUUCUCCGUGGCAUACUUUCAACAAGGUGUUGGAAAC
This is a messenger RNA of Micropterus salmoides (largemouth bass), 2329 nucleotides long. Its product is annotated as nuclear factor 1. Gene Ontology annotation, biological process: regulation of transcription by RNA polymerase II. Gene Ontology annotation, molecular function: RNA polymerase II cis-regulatory region sequence-specific DNA binding; DNA-binding transcription factor activity, RNA polymerase II-specific. Gene Ontology annotation, cellular component: nucleus. The coding region runs from base 416 to 1102 and encodes 228 amino acids. NCBI's taxonomy places the organism in Eukaryota, Metazoa, Chordata, Actinopteri, Centrarchiformes, Centrarchidae. The transcript has 6 exons. The record is from RefSeq and is a predicted model, not a curated record.